Messenger RNA from Brienomyrus brachyistius, 1013 nucleotides. It is a transcript of the gene ak2, whose product is annotated as adenylate kinase 2. Gene Ontology annotation, biological process: ADP biosynthetic process. The record is from RefSeq and is a predicted model, not a curated record. Gene Ontology annotation, cellular component: cytoplasm; mitochondrion. NCBI's taxonomy places the organism in Eukaryota, Metazoa, Chordata, Actinopteri, Osteoglossiformes, Mormyridae. Gene Ontology annotation, molecular function: AMP kinase activity; ATP binding.
ACCUAGAUUUACUUGCUGGUGUGCAGGAUGGAUUGUCGUUCCUGGUUCGCGGCGUUUGGUCAGGGCAGAGUAAGUUUCUCCUGCGGCUCAAGUGGCCAUGGCUCCCACCGUGCAACUCAAUGAAGCAGUGUCCGACGUCCGGAAAGGAAUCCGGGCAAUACUCCUUGGACCCCCUGGUGCAGGCAAAGGGACGCAGGCCCCCCGUCUGGCAGAGCGAUACUGUGUCUGUCACCUGGCAACAGGUGACAUGCUGAGAGCCAUGGUAGCGUCUGGCUCUGAGCUUGGCCAGAGGCUAAAGAAGACCAUGGACGAAGGAAAGCUGGUCGGUGACGAGAUGGUUGUGGAGCUCAUUGAGAAGAACCUGGAGACUCCUCCUUGCAAAAACGGAUUUUUGCUGGACGGCUUCCCCCGUACGGUCAAGCAAGCGGAGAUGCUGGAUGAACUCCUGGAGAAGCGGGUGGAGAAGCUGGACUCCGUGAUUGAGUUCGCAGUGGACGAUUCGCUGCUCGUCCGCAGGAUCUGUGGAAGGCUAAUCCAUCAGGCGAGCGGCAGGUCGUACCACGAGGAGUUCAACCCUCCAAAAGUGCCAAUGAAGGAUGAUGUGACGGGCGAGCCACUGAUCCGCCGCAGUGACGAUAACGAGGUCACACUGCGCUCGCGGCUGGAGGCGUACCACAAGCAGACAGCACCACUGGUGCAGUACUACAGUGCCCGGAGGCUGCACCACGCUGUGGACGCUUCCCAGCCCCCAGACGUCGUAUUUGCCUCCAUCCUCGCCGCCUUCUCAGCCGCUACCUCUAUUUGAAUCCCAGUUUUCCACACUCAGUUCAAUCCUGGACUCUGGAGAAGGGAGAAAGCAGGGUGGAGGGUGAUGCAGGGGUAGCCAUACUGUUUGCUUCUGCUGACACACAAGAGCGCGUUCGCUAGAAGCGGCUUUUCUAUGGGAAAAGCAUAUGAACAUGUCAUGGAGUGGAUUGUGUGUAUUACAAAUAAAACACAACUUUCUUAUUAAA